CACCAGCCACCCAGGACAAGGGUUUGGAAAACGUCUCGUACAGGUCAAAAACCCGCGUUAGUCUUCUUGUCUACAGCAGUUCUUCGGCCGGAGUGCCCGCGCCGCGAGAUGUUCACACGUCCUUCCACAUCCAUCAAUGCCCGGCGGCGCCCUCGCAGCCAGUACCGGUUGAUGGAAGACGUCGAAGACCUCCACCGAUACCGCCCCGGCGGCUAUCUUCCGUUACAGGUCGGGGAUAGCUUAGCGGAUGGCCGAUACCAGCUGGUCGGCAAGCUUGGGCACGGGGGCUACUCGACCAUCUGGCUGGCCCGGGACUGCCGCGAAGCCCGAUACGUCGCUGUGAAGGUCCUCACCGCGGACGCCAGCAGCCACUCCUCCUCCUCUGAAGUGAGGGUGCUACGUUCGCUGGCAAGUGCGUCUUCCCGCCCCCUUUGGGAUGAGUUCUGGGUGGUCGGGUGCAAUGGUCGGCAUCGGUGUGUGGUGACGCCGCCGGCGCGGAUGAGCUUGUUCGAUGCCAAGGAGGAGGAGGCUUCGGGUACGUCGAUGAUCGCCCAGCUCAUUCGGGGCGUCGCCUUCCUCCACAGUUUGGGGUUUUAUCUGCAUCUAGGUAAUAUUCUUGUUCAGUUUCCCCGCUCCAUUGACAGUAUCUCCCCCUCAGAGCUGUACGAGAGAUACGGCGACCCCGAGUCGGAGGAUGUGGUUCGUCUCGAUGGCCCCCCUUUAGCGGAGGGCGUCCCCACGCGCGACCGCCCUCUCGGCGAGGCAGCGAUCACGCUCAGCGACUUUGGGGAAUCGUUUGCGCCGUGCGAAACGGUGAGGGUUGCUUCCAAAACCCUGCCACUUCUUCAGCCGCCCGAGGCGAGAUUCUCCGACGAGCCGCUUUCCUGCGCCGUCGAUGUUUGGGGUCUGGCGUGUUGUGUUUGGGAGAUUCUCGGGCAACGGCCGCUGUUUGAGACGUCGAGGUGCUCGGGAAGUCUGCCGGGGGAAUGGUGGGGGAGGUGGGGGAGGAGACGGGAGUGGACGGGGAGGGCUGGGCCCGGUGGUGGGCGGAGGUCCUGGGAGAGGCGGUUCGAGGAGAGUAUCCAGAAGCCGCGGGCUGAGGGGGGGGACGAGAGGGCGGCGCUGAUGGAGAUGCUGCGCGCGAUGUUGGCGUUUCGGCCGGAGGAGAGAAUCACCGCGCGACAGGCUCUGCAGUCUCGGUGGAUGAGCGGUUGGGGCAUGCCGGCGCUGCAGGAAAGCGGGGGGAUUUCGGGCACGAGGAUGGAAAGGACGUGAGUAGGCGUCAAGGGUCCAUACUUACCAACUUGGCUGUGUCGGGGAGUCGAGUUGCUGCUCUGGUUUCUUUCUUACCGCUGCUUGUGGCUAUUAAGGUUGGCGUCUGGUCUGCCUUGUGGCGUAGCUUCCCCCGUUCCAACUGCGUCAAAGGUCAUUCAGUCGAACCGCCGUGCCCCCACGGUUGUCGAAAUGCUUCCUUGCUCAGGAUUGCGACAGGCUCUGGAGAGCCCAGAGCCCAGAGCCCAGAGUCCCUCCUUGCGGGCUUUUUGGAGUGGCUCACUUACCAUCAUCGCAGUGGUGUCCAGCAGCGUGAUGCAAAUCUGUAGUGUAUUCACCUCCGUGGCGGCCUUCUCGCCUUGGCUCGAUGCAUGCAUAUAACAGGAACAACAUCAAGUGAAAUCAGAGGAG
Molecule: messenger RNA, 1683 nt
Organism: Aspergillus brunneoviolaceus CBS 621.78
Lineage: Eukaryota; Fungi; Ascomycota; Eurotiomycetes; Eurotiales; Aspergillaceae
Product: kinase-like protein
Exons: 9
Coding region: 109-1275 (388 amino acids)
Biological process (GO): protein phosphorylation; regulation of mRNA processing; spliceosomal complex assembly
Molecular function (GO): protein kinase activity; ATP binding
Source: RefSeq, a predicted model, not a curated record